Phytomonas sp. EM1 is the source of this 297-nucleotide messenger RNA. NCBI's taxonomy places the organism in Eukaryota, Euglenozoa, Kinetoplastea, Trypanosomatida, Trypanosomatidae. The record is from the annotation of a GenBank genome assembly.
AUGCAGGAAAAAAUAGAAGCUAUAUCUGCAUCCCAGAUGGAGUGCCUGGCGGCGACGGCCUUCCUGUUGGGCUCCCCGCUCCAGCGAGACCAACCCCGUGCGGGAGAAGCGGUGCAAUCGUCAAUGCGAAUUGCGUAUGAAUUACUUGCACGCGAAAUUGAUCCAGAGCGCAUCAUUUCGGUGAUUCAAUCUCACGCCUCUGAGUUUGAUCCUCCACCAUAGAAUAUAACGUGCAAGUGCUGCAAUUAUUUAAUCAUUAUGAACUAUUAUUUGCUUUGGAGUGCCUUCCAUUCUCUU